GCUGUAGCUCUGCCGACUGGAGGGAUGUGACCCCGGAACAGGACGCCCUCCUACAACAACACACCAUUCAAACAGAGCACAGAAGAAAGUAAAGCUGGACCAGGAGGGAGCCACAGGAGCAGGGGGGAUGAACCGCGAGGAGGCCCCGGGGAAGUCUCCUGAAGACAUGUACAUCCAACAGAAAGUGCGGGUCCUGCUCAUGCUAAAGAAAAUGGGAUCAAAUCUUACACCGAGUGAAGAGGCUUUUCUCCGGAAUUACGCAGGUGUGGUCCACAGUCAGAUGAGCCAACUCCCACAGCACAACAUAGACCAGGGUGCAGAGGAUGUGGUGAUGGCGUUCUCACGGUCAGAGACGGAGGAUCGACGGCAGUGACCCCGGCCCCCCCACCAACACCCCCGACCCGCCCCCCCGUCCCGCCCUGCACGUGAUCCACAACUCCAUUAAAACCCCCACAAACACAACACUGAUGAGCUCAGGAGAAAGAGGGAAGCCCGGGAGGGACAGAAGAGGACGGGGAGCGGCGGCCGCCUCGCCCACCGCCCGGCCUCUUCCACCCCGACGACUCCUCGCACCAGUCGGCACACCGUUACCUGAGAUGCACUCAAGUGGGUCACUGUGGGCUGAAGCCUUGGCGACAGGGCGGUCAGUGAAAACACUCAUAGAUCGUGUGGAUGAUGAUCAAAUCUAGGUUUCUUUUUGUUUUGUUUUUUUUGUGGGGGGGGAGGGAGGUUUCGUGUCGUUUUGUCUGUGUCGAGGCUUUAGGCAGUGUUAUGAGUUCCACCUGCUGCUGGAGGAAACUGAAGCAAAGAGAAAUAUAGUUUUGGUCAAGCAGCGAAUGUGUGACGGUUGGUCGUGUUAGAAGAGAGAGAGAGAGAGAGGUUUUAAGUAUUUCUGCUUACCCUGAGUGGGCUAAAGUUGUUUUCGGUUUAGCUGUUGUUGCGUUAAUGGCUUUUUGUGCUCUGUCCACCGGGGGCCUCAUUUAUAAAGACAUGAAAAAGAAGAAAAUGUCGGGAUUUGGAGACGUUACCGGUGUCCAAACAGGACCUAAAACCUGCACCGUGAAGACCAAGUAGAAACAUAAAAUCAAGUUUAGCUGCUUCAAGUCAUGUAGAGAAAAAUAUGAGGAGGUUCAACACAAGUUGUAAGUUGAUGCAAGUGUUUGUUAAUGUGUUUUUCAAAACUUCUAACACCUCCUGUAGUCAUAUACAAGUGGAGGGUGGUUUAUUUGGCAAGUAUUGUAAAUUAAUAAACACUUACAGCUGUGUACAACCAAUUCUGUUGUCUUUUAAAUCAUGUCUUACAUGCUGGGACUCGUACUGCCCAUAAAUAUUUCAUAAUCCGUCUUAAAAUCUAAUUUAAUAUCAGAUUAAACCCAGAUACCACGCGAAUUAAAGCUUCUGCUGAUUCUCUCGAUCCAGAAAUAGGAGCAAAAACAAACAAUCGAGUCUAAGAACGACGUAAGUUUUCUACUCCGUGUGAUUUGCGUUUUUGCUUCAUGUACAAAUCCUCCUCCGACGACGACAAGCUGAUUGAUGUGUGCGUUAGCAGUCGCACCGGGCCUGUCGUUAAUCAUUCAUGUUUAAUUACGGGAGUUAACAGGGCGGCGUGACGAGGCUCACGGUUUGAUCGAUGGGAGUUUCUCUGCAGUAUAUUUCCAGCGUUUUAUAAAUGAGGCCCCGCUCGUUCUUCUGCUGCUUUAUUUUGACCCGUAGGCUGUUGAGAGCGCAACGAGGGGAAGCGUAACAAUUAAAAGACACUACCAGACGUAACACGGGCUGUACGCGUUCUCCCCAAACAAAUACCGGCUUUGGGUUCUUGUGACGUGAAAAGCCUUUCUUCUUCUUCUUCUUCUUCUUCUUCUUUUUUUAAAUUGUACAGAUAGUUGGGAAAUAGGAAGAUGAAUUAAGUGUGCCAAUUGUAUUUUUUUUUUUUUUUUUUUAAUCUGUAAGAUAAAAAAUUAACCGUUAAGAAAGAGACAAGCUGUAGUUGUAAUUUAUUGUUUACUGAAUCGACACCCUGUUCUUCAAACACGCCAUUAAAGACGGAGAUGGUGAAAACUCACCACGAGCGACGCUUUAAGUUCGCCCGCAGCGGCUCUGCGUUCACACUAAAUCAUACGAACUCUAAUUUUUAACUACCUGUAGCUGAAGACAUGAAGCCAAACAUGAGAACUGUGUGCUAUUUUCUAACCGUACUGUAUCUCUUGCACUAUUAUCAGUGGGAUAUUUGCAAAAAAUACAUUUUGACAUGUAGCACAGAGAUUCUAUGUUUGGUUCAGGGGAUUAAAAAAAAAGAAAAACAACUUUGUAAUCACAUUUUUAUUCCUUCGCUGAUUGAAAAGAAUCCGUGUUAAUCGACUCAACUGGAAUAGCUCAAAUGAAUAUUUGUUUAACAGCAGACACGUUUUUCUAGUGACAUGCUCGAUAUUAAAUGUGUUUUAAGUACGGUUUGUUAACUUGUAUAACUUAAAAUAAUCGUAACGUAAUGUUUUGAAGCCAAGCAUGUCUGCCUCGUGGUUUACGAUGUUAACUCAGUCGAGGAUCUUUGAAGCUUCGACCGCAGUGACCAUCGUUUGUACAUUCUCGACGUUUGUGGAAGCUACUCGCUCUUUUAAAAUGUUUCUGAAAAAAAAAAAAAUCUUGUUUUUUUUUUUUAUGGGUAAGUGUUAUCCAUUCUAUCUUGUUGGCAAUAACUUCUAUUUGACUGUCCUCAACAAUCAUCGCAAUGUAAAAGGCCAACAGAUGUGUCGCUCUGUCCGCCACUGACAAAGAAAUUUGUCUGUUUUUUUUAUGUUUACUUUUGUUUUUAAAGCAUUUUUAUGUGUCUAUGCAUUUGUUUUUUUUUGUUCUUUUGUUUUCUCUUAAAGGUGUCUUACUGUACAUUUGACCUAUCAGGGUUGUUCUACAGCCUUCGUUCAAGUUGUGAAUGAAUGUCGGUGUGUGUGAAAGCGUGUGUGUGAGAUCAUCAUUGAACCUGCUACCAGUUUUGGUUUUCAGCAUGCUGUUGAGUUGAGACUAGCAUCGUGUGUCUUUUUACUGUGAUGACCUGACGUUGCCUAAUUGUCCUUUUUUCCUCUCUUUUUUUGUGUGUGUGUGUGUGUGUGUGUGUGUGUGUGUGUGUGUGUGUUGGCUUUGUAUUUUAUUUUCCCUCUCAGUCAACAUUGAUUAGUUGGUUUUGUUUUGUAUGGCUGCUGACCAUGUCUUGACUUAAUGCUUCCAAAUCCUAUACCAACUGAACCAUUAAAGAACUUUUAAACAGUGUAAAA
Acanthochromis polyacanthus (spiny chromis) is the source of this 3266-nucleotide messenger RNA. RefSeq names its product catenin, beta interacting protein 1 (gene ctnnbip1). Gene Ontology annotation, cellular component: nucleus; beta-catenin destruction complex; cytosol. The coding region runs from base 128 to 373 and encodes 81 amino acids. The transcript is spliced from 4 exons. Gene Ontology annotation, molecular function: beta-catenin binding. The record is from RefSeq and is a predicted model, not a curated record. NCBI's taxonomy places the organism in Eukaryota, Metazoa, Chordata, Actinopteri, Pomacentridae. Gene Ontology annotation, biological process: negative regulation of Wnt signaling pathway.